AUGCAAAAAGAAAUCAGCCAAGUAAAAGUAGUCCUUUUAGGGGACUCAGGCGUCGGAAAAUCUAGCAUUGUCUUAAGGUUUGUAGCUGAUACUUUUCAUAACAAUCUUGAUCCCACUAUUGGAGCUUCGUUUCUAUCUAAAGCAAUCGAAGUCGAAAAUCACAGCAUAAAAUUCAGCAUUUGGGAUACUGCAGGCCAAGAAAGAUAUCACUCGUUAGCAAGGAUGUAUUAUGCAGACGCAGCUGCCGCUGUAUUAGUUUAUGAUAUUACCAAUAGAGCUUCUUAUGACGCUAUGAAACAUUGACGUGAUGAACUUGGGGAGUUCGGUCCUAAAAAUCUUGUUGUUGCUAUAGCAGGAAAUAAAGAAGAUUUGAUAGAAAAAGAAGAGGUCGAUUUUAUUGAAGCAAAAGCAUAUGCUGACUCAAUUGGAGCAAUUUAUAGGAAAACUAGUGCAAAAACUAAAUAUGGGGUUGACCAAUUGUUUAAAGAUAUUGCAUAUAAGAUAACGGUGGGGAGUGAGCCGAGCAAUGGAGGUCAGCAGCAGAGUCAAGAAAAGCCGAGGACGAUUUCAAUAGCAAGAGAUAAUCCCAAUAAUCCUUCAUCACCUGAAAGCACAUCAAAAAAAGGAGGCUGCUGUUAA
Messenger RNA from Blepharisma stoltei, 639 nucleotides. The record is from the annotation of a GenBank genome assembly. Lineage: Eukaryota; Ciliophora; Heterotrichea; Heterotrichida; Blepharismidae.